AACCUCACCUCAUGAACCAAUCCUCCAAGGAAGAUACUCGCACUUCCAACUCGGAAAUCUCGAAUUUGUCCUUGGCGGUUUUCUUUUUGUAUGAUGCUCGUCAUGCAUUCGUAUCCGCCACGCCGGUCUCUCCUGUCAUUCAGCACCGGGAGAAUCGAACGGUCGUUCCUCCGAAAUGCGAUCCCCAUAGAAUAGACGAAUAAGCAAUAUCCAUCCGUGAUAUGAUCGAAAUAAAAUGUCGACCUCCAACCCUAUAGUCUCGCGCUGCUGAGGGAACCAGAAGAAAGGAAGAGAGGACUCAACAAUGUCAUGUCGUUUUGCGGGCUGCGCAAACCACGCCCUCUCCGUCGCAGAACCCAGGACAAGGGAAAGGGAAAGUCAGUGGAGAGGGCUGACGAGGAUCCCGGCCGCCUUGACGUCAGGGACUGGCAGGGCGAUUCAGAGUCUGAAUCGGAUGCAAAGGGACUUCUGCGACAACGACGAAGUGCGAAUUUUGACUGGGCGCGAGAAGAUCAAUUGUCGACGAUACUCGAGCAGUUGGAUGAAAGCAGGCGCAAUACGCCGAAUUGGGAGAACGAGCCAAACGCAAAGUGGGAUUUUGCACCUGCGCCGCGGGUGUUUGCUCCAAGAUUUGCAGCCGUAACCAUUAAGAAAACGAGGUUUCGCGAAGACCACAUUGCAAGCAGCAUAACAGAGGAUCGAAUACCACUCAUGUCGUUCUCAGGUCAGAAAACGCCCGAGACCCCGCGGUCAAUUGCUCCUCCGCCUCGAGAUCUCGAGUCGAUAGCCCGAAUCGAUAAGUCCCUGAUCUUCGAGCACUUCACCACAAAUGAUGCUUGGGAACUUGGCUCCGCUCUGCGAGCUCGUCUGCUUCCUUUACCAACACCUGUCGUGAUCGAUAUCUCGCUUGCAAAUCAGAAUCAGACUCUGUUUCGGACCUGUACGCAUUCGGGCGUUAUGCCAGAUAACGAUAAUUGGGUUUCGCGGAAGAGGAAGACAGUACUGAGAUGGGGUUGUAGUACUUGGUAUAUGCAUUGCAAAUUUAACGGCGAUGAAAUUGCCUUUCGAGAGAAGUAUGGUUUGGGAAACAGCGCAGGCGAAUAUGCAAUUCAUGGUGGCGGAGUCCCUAUUCGGGUAACAGGCGUUGAAGGCGUCGUUGCUGUCGUCGUUGUUAGCGGGCUGAAGCAGGACGAAGACCACGGAGUAAUCGUGGAGGUUAUAAGAGAGUUGUAUUAUUGAAGGAGCAGGUGUAUGGUGGUACUUUUGUAUCAAAGUUCGAAGUGUCGAGCAUCUGCAGAUCUGCGGCCACAAUUCCCCGCGAGUAAGACUUAAGCGUAAUGUAUCCUAAAUAUACGAUUGAGAAGUUCAGCAUGCAUCUUAACUCAGC
Molecule: messenger RNA, 1387 nt
Organism: Mollisia scopiformis
Lineage: Eukaryota; Fungi; Ascomycota; Leotiomycetes; Helotiales; Mollisiaceae
Product: DUF336-domain-containing protein
Exons: 3
Coding region: 310-1239 (309 amino acids)
Biological process (GO): post-translational protein targeting to endoplasmic reticulum membrane
Cellular component (GO): TRC complex
Source: RefSeq, a predicted model, not a curated record